Messenger RNA from Candoia aspera, 6003 nucleotides. RefSeq names its product PH and SEC7 domain-containing protein 4-like. The transcript is spliced from 15 exons. The record is from RefSeq and is a predicted model, not a curated record. Gene Ontology annotation, cellular component: ruffle membrane. Bases 593 to 3589 code for a protein of 998 amino acids. Gene Ontology annotation, molecular function: phospholipid binding; protein binding; guanyl-nucleotide exchange factor activity. NCBI's taxonomy places the organism in Eukaryota, Metazoa, Chordata, Lepidosauria, Squamata, Candoiidae. Gene Ontology annotation, biological process: regulation of ARF protein signal transduction.
UAGUUGAGUUCUCUACCCACCAUCAUUUAAAUAUUACUUUAGCCUCACUGCUUUGAUUCUUGCUUGAUGAUGGGGGUCCUAAGACCAGAGUGCCAUGAAGGAGAGAGACAGUCCAGAGAACAUGCAUCAUGGUUCUUUAGUAGCCACUUGGUUUCCUUGCUCUUUCCGUUUCUUAGAGUUCAUAGAUUCAAAUGUAACCAUCUGCUUAUACCUGCUGUGAUAAUUUCCUAAAUCUUCUUGUGCAAAAUGCAGAUGUACUAGCUACUCCUUUGAUGGCAUCUGCGGGAGUCUAUACAGGCAUCCAGGGGCUGAUUCUCCAGCAGGGGAGAUUUGGCAGUCUUUUGACUUUUUUUCCAUUGAUCUGUUUAAUUAUUUAUAUGUUUAAAAUAUUUCUGUAUUACUUCUCUUUAUAGAAAGUAAGAAGCAGACAAUGAAAUUAUUCCUCUGGAGGGAGUGUUAUCCAGAACGUAUAUUUCUACUUUCUCUUUUGCAAGCCAAGCAAGAGUACCAUGGAUAUUGCUUUUAGAAGACCCACGUUUCUCAGCCCAUUGAAAAUCGGACCAGAACCCUAAUUGCUUCUCUGGAAGUUUUCAUGGUAAAUGCUAGGAUGGAGUACUCUGAAGCCUCCAGUGCUCCAGACUUGAUGGACAUGCUGUCUGAUGACAGAAAAAAGGAAUUGAGCUCUGACCCUGGAGAGCGCUUGAAUCGGACUUGGGAUCUGCUUGCAUUUUCUGAAACUUGCCAGGCUGAAAAUAUUACCCCCCCUUCUUCUUUGUGUCCUGUACAGGAUAGGUUGGAGGGUGUUCACUGCAGGACUGAAAUACCCCCUGAAAAGCCUAUUUCAGUGUUAACUCAGAAUCAUUUUGAAGUAUUGCACCCUGAAGUGGGCCACCCUGUUUCAGAAAGCUUGGACUUCUCUGAGAGAUUUGGACAGCCUCUUGAGCUGAUAAAAAGCCUGAAAAGUCAGGAUAAGUACAAUAGUGAUGCUACCCAAGCUGUUUUUUGGGCUGGUAUCUUACAAGCUCAGAUGUGUGUCUUAGACCUUCAAGGAGAGAUAGAUAAGCAGAAAGAACCUCUGAAGACUCCCAGUAUGAACUCUAAAAACAUGCCAGUGACUGUCGUGUCCGUGGACUCAGCCACCAUCAGUGAACCUUUGUGCCUGGACAGUGAUAGUGGGGAGGAGCCAGAAGAGAAUUUAGACAACCAGGAGGAGGAAGAAAGUGAAGAGGAGGAGGAGGAGGUUGAAUACUUAUUUUUUAAUAACCCACUCUUUCAGGAAAGUCCUCACUUAACCAGAACUUUUGAAGGACAAGUCAUGUGGGAACAACCAGAGGGAGAAACUUCCACUGAGAAUCACAAGAAAAUUUUUAAGAGUGAAGUGGAUUCUGGAAACCAUGAUGGUGACUUGUUUUACCAGGCAAAUGUGGCAAUAAGCCCUGUGGCCAGGAAUUCUUUUCCUGUAUGUGAUGCUAACGAGGACAUAUCCCCUUGCUCUUUUCCAAGCUAUGUGUCCCACUAUCGUUCCUUGUCUCCUUUGGUGAUCACAGAAAGAGAUCUUGAAAGUACGUGCUCUUUGGCAGAGAAUUCAAAGGCUCAGGGCUGUUUUCUGGAUCCCCUUCAAAGAGAUGUUCUGGGAAGCGUUGCUCCAGAUGCAGACCUCCCUGUGUAUUUGCCAGCCGAAGGCCUGCUGUUUUCUGCCUCCAGCACUUCUUUGAUGUCUGCUUUGCUGCAAGAGUCGAUGGAGACCUGUGCCCCUCACAAGCCGAUGUCUCCAGGAAAGAGCAGCUGCAUCCCCUCCAGCUUCCAGGCCCUCUCGGGGCCCCCUGCAGAACACAGUCUGCAGCAGGAGGAGUGUGGGCCAGAAGCCCCGUCCCUGGGCCACCUCCCAUCUUCCUGCACGUGGCUAGAGGAGCUUGAAAGAACUUCCUCCCUACAGAAGGAUGUUGCUAGAGCAGAUUCGCACUCCAUCCCACCUUGUGGUGCAGAGCGGAAGCUGAUGAGCUCAGUGGAGAGGCUCAAGAUGGUGGAGCUGCCCACUGUGCAAAGCGAUGGGAGGUCAGAAGGCAACGAGGAAGAGCCAGUGUCACACUGCCCUGAAGAACUCGGAGAGGAGUUUGGCAGCACAGGGGAGUGUCUGCCUGCCAUGGGCAUAGCGGAACCAAGUGGCACCCUGCUCCUUGCAAACGGCACCUCUGGAGACCAGGCCGCAGCACACAGGCUGGCAGCUCGCCUCUACCACCUGGAUGGGUUCAAGAAAUCCCAGGUGGCUGCCUUUCUCCAGAAGAACAACGCCUUCAGCCAGAUGGUAGCCGAAGCCUACCUUUCCUUCUUCCAUUUCUCUGCACAAACUCUGGACCAAGCCCUGAGGUCGUUUCUGAAGUCGUUUGUGCUCACUGGGGAGACCCAGGAGCGGGAGCGGAUCCUGCUGCACUUCUCCUGGCGCUACCACUGCUGCAGUCCAGAGGCCUCUCUCAGUCCAGACGCUGUGCAUACGCUCACCUGUGCCCUGAUGCUCCUCAAUACUGACUUGCAUGGGCAGAAUAUUGGCCGGAGCAUGAGCUGUCAGGACUUUGUUGCCAAUCUCGCAGGCCUGAAUGAUGGCCAGGACUUCUCCAAAGAGCUGCUGAAGGCACUGUAUAACUCCAUCCGCCAUGAGAAACUGGAAUGGGCUACGGAUGAGGAAGAGGCACUCGGUGCAGAGACACCCCUGAGUCCUGCAAACACCCAAAGGAAAAACAACCCUUUUCUGACUGUGCAGCAUGACCCUGGGGCAAGAGUCUACCAGCAGGGCCUUCUUGCUCGGAAGGUGCACGCCGAGGCCGAUGGCAAGAAGACUCCCUGGGGCAAGCGAGGCUGGAAGACCUUCCACGCUGUGCUGAAGGGGACUGUGCUGUACUUCCUCAAGGAUGAGCAGCCUUUGGAGGUCUCGGGCUCAGAGGAGUUCGUCGGGGUACAUCACGCCCUGGCAGAGAAGGCCAGCAAGUACACCAAGCGGCCCCACGUCUUCCGGCUCCAGACUGCGGACUGGCACGUCUUCCUCUUCCAAGCCCCAACUUUUGAAGAAAUGACUUCGUGGAUGUCCCGCAUCAACCUCGUGGCAGCCAUGUUCUCUGCCCCACCCUUCCCUGCAGCAGUGGGCUCCCAAAAGAAAUUUGUAAGACCCAUUCUGCCAACUGCAGCCUGCAAGAAUUCCCUGGAAGACCAGCACCUGGCCCACGAAGCCUGCAUGGACAGGAUGUCCCAUGAACUGCUGGAGCUCCAGCGAAAUCUGCCGGAGAAGCGCGGGCGCGGGCGUGAUCUGGAGGAGUACCAGCUCAGGAAGGAGUACUUGCUCUAUGAGAAGCGCCGCUAUGAGACAUACGUGAAGCUCCUGGAGGUGAAGCUCAGCUGUGCCACAGACGACCUCGACCAGUGGGAGGCCCGGCUGACGGCCGCGGGUGAGAGCUGCCCUGGCCUGCAGAAGUCCCACUCCAGCCCGUCCCUGAAUGUGGACGGGCCUCCUGUUGGGGGGGGCAGAGUGAAGCGGAACAUCUCUGAGCGCAGGACGGUGCGCAGAAUCAUCCCCAGGCGCAACAAGCACUUGUUGUGACCACCUCUCCAGGCCGGUUGGGGUCGUCCUUCGGGUGCAGCAGGAGGGCUGGCGGAGGGCUGCUUGCUCAAGCCAGAGUGACUGGCAGUUGCCUUGGCUGGACACCACAUAGCUCUGCCUCACAGUGAAAUAAGCCCGAGACUCCAGCCUGGAGCCCCCUCUGGCUCCACAGACACACAGCCUUUACAGGUGCCUGGUGCUGGAGAUGCCUCAGGAGGGGCUGUUCAGCUCUGCUGCUGGGACUCGGCUUGCCCUGCCUUCAAAACUCCUCUCUCCAGCUGCCCCAGGGGCAACCAGGCUCUGUGUGCCAGUAGAAGGGUGAGGACUCGGGACUCCUUUGUGGCAUCGGACCCUUCCACCUGUCAGAGGAUGGACUGUGCUGCUGGGAGGGGAAGGUCAUUCUGGGCACUUCCCUUCAUUGCUGCACCCGCAUCUCUUCUUUGGGAGAGCCUCUAGAUAAAGCCACAAGAAACUUUUGGAACAAGCUGUCAAGUCUGAGCCUGUCUACCUCCUUAGGACCCCUGAAAUUACCAUCUCUCAUCUCUCCCUGGCCUGCUGCCCCGCCAAAAAAACUAUUUACUCACGAAACCCAAUGCAGCGUGGAAGUUGGUCUGUUUUGCUUCUGCCAAGAAGCUUUAACAAAGAAUGGGACUUAGAGCCCUAGGGAGAGGAGCUUUGUACCCUUCCAGCCUCGGGUGGCAGGACUCUCAGAUGCUGCUCCUGGUGGCGCUCUUUCUUGCCGUGACCCGGGCAACAGCAGCCACGAGUAGUGGCAGAGGCCAGCCCCAUUCCUCCAGGCUGCUCUUCAGAAUGGAACGCAGGUGUGGUGAGUGGUGGCUUGCUGCUCCUCAGUGCCUUCGUAGUCGUCCUUGUGGGUUCCAUUUCUGCCGAGGGGCUGGACCACGCUGUCUGCCAAGCAGAGAAGAACUUUUCUUCAGAGACAUCCCCAGGCCUAGUUUGUGCAUUGCCAGAGGGAAUCACUUCUUGGUCUUCCACCCUAUGAGAGUGGGGACGGGCCCCUCUGCGUUUGAGGGUGAGAAGGAGAAGUGGUGGCACCAGAUGCGGCUAAGCCGAAGGUGAGCAGUGGCUUGGGUAGGCUGGCGAGUCUGGCUCGGCUCUAGGCUGAGGGUCAGGCUUCCAUCUGGGUGAAGGUGAGAAGGUGCUCCUGGGCAGGGCGGUCAGAGACAAGGCAUUGGUGUCAUGGCCAGCUUGGAGCCUGCAGAGGAGGAGAAGGAGGACCACCUGUGGAACAGCAGCCUGCCUCAGAGCAGCAGGGAGACGCUUGGGGCCAAUUCGGCUGUGGAGCCUGAGGAGCAGCUAGAGACAGCAGAGGACACGGGGCCUGGCCCAGGGCCGCCUCCUGGUCCUGAGGCAGGAGGGCCGGGCAGAGGGCGGAACAGAGGAGGUCUGCGCAGCCCUCACCAGGCGAGGGCGUUCCCACCAGUGAUUGCCUGCAUUGGUGGGACCCUAUUUCAGAGCCAUCCUAGCGGGCAGCCCUUUGUCGGGAACAGCCACUCCAUUUUCUGGAAUCGCCAUUUGCCUCUGAAACCCUGUGCCCUGAACCCAGACUGGCUGCUGACCUGUGGCUACUCUACAACUGGACUGCGCCCUGAUGAUGCUUCUGCCCACUCCUUGGAACUUUGCUGACUGGGACUUCGUAAAUUUUGUAGGGAUUUGGGACCAUGUGAAAUUGAGUGUGCAUCCGCAUUCAUGCCCUGCCUGCUGCUGCUGUAAUUACUUUACCAAGUAAAGCCUUGGACUGUUCUUGUGCGUGUGCGUGACUUUGGGACUGUUCCCAGCCCAUUAACUCCCAGUUGCCUCAGGAGUAAAAUUCUGCUACCAGCCAUACUGCACCCAAUUUGCUGCUGAAAAUGCCCAGCUGACCCAGCAGCUCGCAUUACUCCCAGAACAGCUUCAAGCACUUCAGCCUCAGCUGUGACCCUCCCCCACCACUGAAAAUGCCCCAUUGCGUGCCCAGAAAAAUUUGACGGGACUCUGUGCCAACUUGGGCGCAGCACAGUCUGCAGUGAACCUGCACCCUGAAGACUUUCCUCCAAGUGGUUUCACAUGGGCUUCGUUACUAGUCUGUUGCCAGAAGCCACUGCCGGAUGGGUCACGCUGCUGCUAACACAGCAGAGCCUCUGCCGGAGAACUCCGCUGGAAUCAGCCGUCCUCCCUGAGCCCCGUGCUCUGACCCAGUCGAGGGUCAAGCAGCAAAUCGUCACAUUUGAGAGCUUAAGGAAGGGCGAGGCUGAGUAUGUAGGUACAUUUAAGUUGAAUGAUUAUCUUUAUUAUGGUCUUUGGCCAGCCUUUACAAUAAAAUAGUUUAAUCCAGCAAUCUGUUGUCAGGAAAAAGUAAGACAAUAAAACAGUGAAACAAUAUAUCUAAUAAAAAGUUUUGCGCAAUUGUAUAA